AUGGGCGCCGAGUGCAGCCAACAGAAAUGCAGAUGUGGAGGAGACAAAGGCGAGCUCAACAACGUGGACGUGGGCUCCACUCUGCAAUUUAUUCCAGAGCCGCUAGAAAACGACGAAGUACGGGAUCCGGCCUUUGAAGGUUUGCAAGGACAUUGGUACAGACAGGAAGACAACCUACACGUGGGCGAGGUGGCUGGCCGGCACAUCAUCUGGCACGUCCACUGGAAGAUGCCAGAGUAUUUCUCGGACCUCGAGAUCCUUCCGAGGGACCCGGAUGACAUCUCAGGCUCCAACAUUCAGAUCAAGAUUCAGCUGGGCAAGCACAUGACCAUUGGAGAGGUCCAUGCAGAUGCCCAGGUGGCAAUCCACUGGGAAGAUGGAGACAUCUGGCUGAGAAAGUGA
This is a messenger RNA of Symbiodinium pilosum, 402 nucleotides long. NCBI's taxonomy places the organism in Eukaryota, Dinophyceae, Suessiales, Symbiodiniaceae. The record is from the annotation of a GenBank genome assembly.